Messenger RNA from Zingiber officinale, 762 nucleotides. Its product is annotated as auxin response factor 17-like. Bases 1 to 762 code for a protein of 253 amino acids. Lineage: Eukaryota; Viridiplantae; Streptophyta; Magnoliopsida; Zingiberales; Zingiberaceae. Gene Ontology annotation, biological process: response to hormone; regulation of DNA-templated transcription. Gene Ontology annotation, cellular component: nucleus. The transcript has 7 exons. Gene Ontology annotation, molecular function: DNA binding. The record is from RefSeq and is a predicted model, not a curated record.
AUGGGGCCUUUUUCAUUCUCCAAGAAAUUAUCCUCAUUGUCUACAUUGGCUUUACUGGCCGUGUUUCUGUUUUGUGUCUCUAGUAAUGCAUUUUAUCUCCCUGGUAGUUAUAUGCACACCUACAUACCUGGAGCUAUAACUCUGAGCAUAAUCUUUGCUAUCAGGGCAAGCCCUUCAGAGUUUGUCAUCCCUCUAGAUAAGUAUGUCAAAGCAGUAUAUCACACCCGUGUUUCCAUCGGCAUGUGUUUUAGAAUGCUAUUUGAAACUGAGGAGUCUAGUGUGCGCAGAUAUAUGGGCACUGUCACAGGGAUAAGUGAUCUAGAUCCUGUCCGAUGGCCAAAUUCAUAUUGGCGCUCUGUGAAGGUUGGCUGGGAUGAGUCAACUUCUGGAGAGAGGCAGCCAAGAGUCUCUCUUUGGGAGAUUGAGCCUUUAACAACGUUUCCAAUGUAUCCAUCUUCCUUUCCACUUAGGCUCAAGCGCCCUUGGCUUUCUGACUUGCCCUCACUACAUGGUGGGAGAGAUGAUCUUAUGUGGCUUCGAGAUGGAGACAGAGCAAUCCAGUCUUUGAAUUUCCAGGGAUUCGCGGGAAUGAGGGAAACAGUUCUUGGUGCUCUUGAGAAUGCCAACGGGGUUCAGUUUUGGGGAGAAGAGCAAGGCAUUGUGACACCAGAGGUAAUAAUGGAGAUUAGUUGGAUGGUUGAACCUGAGGAGUCGUGUAUUGUCGUCGGAGAACAAGAAACGGAGGGCUUUGAUUUAAGAUGA